AUGGUGCGGCUUCUGUCACUUUUGCUGGGGCUCUGGGCAUCCUCCGGAUACUUGUUCCCACCAGGAGACGGCCAGGAGGUGGCCGCUGUCACGGUGACGUACCAGGUAUCCGAGGAGGUGCCAUCUGGGACGGUGAUCGGGAUGCUCUCGCAGGCCGGGGGCCGGGCCGGGAGCAGUGGGCCUGCAGGGGGCCCUUUCCAGCUCCUCCGGCUGCCUCGGGAGCUACCCGUGCAGGUAGACCCCGCGGACGGGCUGCUGAGCACAGCCAGGCGGCUGGACCGCGAGCAGCUGUGCCGGCAGCGUGAGCCCUGCCUGCUGGCUUUCGACGUGCUGGCCACGGGUGACCUGGCUCUGCUCCACGUGGAGAUCCAGGUGCUGGACAUCAAUGACCACGAGCCUCGGUUUCCCAAAGGUGAGCAGGAGCUGGAGAUCUCUGAGAGUGCCUCGGUGCACACCCGGAUACCCCUGGACAGGGCCCUGGACCCCGACACGGGCUCCAACACCCUGCACACCUACACGCUGUCUCCCAGCGAGCACUUUACCCUGGAUGUCAUCGUGGGCCCUGAUGAGACCAAACACGCAGAGCUAGUGGUGGUGAAGGAGCUGGACCGGGAACUCCACUCCUCCUUCCAUCUGGUCUUGACUGCCUAUGACAAUGGGGACCCCCCCAAGUCCGGCACCACCUUGGUCAAGGUUAACGUCUUGGACUCCAACGACAACAGCCCGGUGUUUGCAGAGAGCUCGCUGGCGCUGGAGAUCCAGGAAGACGCUGCCCCCGGGACUCUCCUCCUGAACCUGACCGCCACGGACCCUGACCAGGGCCCCAACGGGGAGGUGGAGUUCUUCCUGAGUAGACAUGUGCCCCCUGAGGUGACCGACACCUUCAGCAUCGAUGCGAAGACAGGGCAGGUGCUUCUGCGGCGGCCCCUGGACUACGAGAGGAUCCCCGCUUACGAGGUGGACGUCCAGGCCAGGGAUCUGGGUCCCAACCCCAUCCCAGCCCACUGCAAGAUUCUCAUUAAAGUGCUGGACGUCAACGACAAUGCCCCAAGCAUCCACAUCACGUGGGCAUCCCAGCCGGCGCUGGUGUCCGAAGCGCUGCCCAAGGACAGUUUCGUGGCACUCGUUACAGCGAAUGACCCCGACUCAGGAAAUAACGGGCGGGUGCAUUGUUGGCUGAGCCAGACACUGGGCCACUUCCGGCUGAAGAGGACCAAUGGCAACACAUACAUGCUGCUCACCAACGCUACGCUGGACCGGGAGCAGUGGCCCUCGUACACCCUGGCGGUGCUGGCCCAGGACCAGGGAACCCGGCCCUUAGGGGCCGAGACGCAGCUGCACAUCCAGAUAGCUGACACCAACGACAAUGCACCUGUGUUCGAGCAGAGCCACUACGAGGUUUCCACGCGGGAGAACAACCCCCCGUCGCUGCACCUGCUCACCGUCAGGGCGCACGACGCAGACCUGGGGGCCAAUGGCCAAGUCUCCUACUGCCUCGAGGAGUCCCCGGUCUCUCGCUGGGUGGCUAUCGACUCGGUCACGGGUGAGGUGACGGCUCAGAGGUCCUGGGACUACGAGCAGAUGACAGGCUUUGAGUUCCGGGUGAUGGCGGAAGACAGGGGACAGCCCCCACUGGCAUCCAGCGUCUCUGUGUGGGUCAGCCUGCUGGAUGCCAACGAUAACGCCCCGGAGGUGAUCCAGCCCCUGCUCAGCAACGGGAGAGCCAGCCUGUCCGUGCUGGUCAACGCCUCCACUGGCCACCUCCUGGUGCCCGUCGAGAUCCCCAGUGGCCGGAGCCCCGGGGGUGCAGAGACACCGGCCCUGGCCACCCCCAGCUCCCGGCCUUUCCCGCUGGUGACAAUCAUAGCCCGGGAUGCAGACUCGGGGCCCAAUGCUGAGCUGGUCUACAGCAUCCGUGGCGGGAACGAAGGUCAGCUCUUUGCGCUCAGCCCGCACUUGGGGCAGCUGUCCGUCAACAUCACCAAUGCCAGCGGCCUCCUGGGGAGCGAGUGGGAGCUGGACAUCGUGGUGGAAGACCAGGGCACCCCCUCCCUGCAGAGCCGAGCCCUGCUGAGCGUCUCGUUCGUCAGCAGUGUGGACCACCUGAGGGACUCAGCCCAGGACACGGGGGCUCUGAGCCCCUCGGUGCUGACGGCCAUCUGCCUGCUGGUUCUGCUGGCUGUCUUCGGGCUGACCUUGGCGCUCAUCGUGUCCAGGCGCCAGAGCGAGAAGAAGGAUAAUCGGGCCUACAACUGCCGGGAAGCCGAGUCGACCUACCGCCAGCAGCCCAAGAGACCCCAGAAACACAUCCAGAAAACGGACAUCCACCUGGUGCCCGUGCUUCGGGGUCAGGCGGAGGAGCCGGAGGGCGGUGGGCUGCCCCCCAAGGACGUGGGCAAGGAGGUGAUGGCAGAAGCAGGCUGGGACCCCGCCUUGCCGGCCCCCUACCCCCUCACGCCCACCCUGUACCGCACCCUGCGUAACCAAGGCAACCAGGGAGCACUGGCUGAGAGCCGGCAGGAGCUGCCAGACACCGUCAACCUCUUCUUCAACCACCCCCGGCAGAGAAACGCCUCCAGGGAGAACUUGACGCUGCCCGAGCCCCCGCCGGUCACAGGCCAGCCUGGCUCCAAGUCCCCAAGGGUGGCAGGCAGCGCCCCCCAGAGGCCGCCUGGAACCCCGAGCGGCCCCCAGGCCCUGCCAAGCUCAUCUCCCUCCUCAGCCACCCUGAGGCGGCAGAGGAAUCUCCACGGCAGAGUGGCCCCCGAAAAGGAGUCGGGACCUCGGCAGAUCCUACGGAGCCUCGUCCGGCUGUCCGUGGCCGCCUUUGCAGAGAAGAACCCCAUGGAUGAGCUGACCGUGGAGUCCCCUCCUGUCCAGCAAAUCUCCCAGCUGCUGUCCUUGCUGCACCAGGGACAAUUCCAGCCCAAGCCCAACCACCGGGGAAAUAAAUACUCAGCCAAGCCAGGCUGCAGGAGCGCAGGCCCAGAAACCGACAGUCCGGGCCCCAGGGCUGGGGGCCAGGCAGAGGCUGACCACGAGGAAGGGUCCUUGGACCCUGAAGAGGACCUCUCUGUGAAGCAGCUGCUGGAAGAAGAGCUCUCGAGCCUGCUGGACCCCCACACAGGCCUUUCCCUGGACCGGCUCAGCACGCCUGACCCGGCGUGGAUGGCCAGGCUCUCCUUACCCCUGGCCACCAACUACCGGGACAACGUGUGCUCGGCCGAUGCGGCGGCCUCCGAGGAGCCCAGAACCUUCCAGACGUUCGGCAAGGCGGCAGGGCCAGAACUGAGCGCGGCCGGCACGCGGCUGGCCAGCACCUUCCUGUCGGAGAUGAGCUCGCUCUUGGAACUGCUGCUGGAGCGGCCCAGUGUGCCCGUGGAGGCCGCGUCCGAGGUGCUGCGGCGGCUUUCAGUCUGCGGGAGGACCCUCAGCCUGGACCUGGCCACCAGCGGGGCCUCAGGCGCAGAAGUCCAGGGCGACCCCGCUUUUAGGAAGGGGACCGAGGGCAGGACCAGCGGCAGCAGAGGCCUGUGGAUGGCAGAACCAGGCGCCUGGGGAGAAGGCACACCGCCAGGCCCUGAGCAUCCUGGCCCCCUAGCUGGUUGCUUGAACCUCUGAACUCAUGGACCACAAGUGAGCUGAGAACGUGGCAGAGGCUGAUGGUGGAAAUGGGGGUUCAGCCCUCAUGACUUUCUGACCAAGGCAGCAGUCCCUUGCUCGGGGCUGGCUCUGCCUGUGAAUUUUCCCCAAGAUGGAAACCGUUGGGGGCUGAGAGACAUAUCUGCGGCAGUACACACGAGGGUGUGAGUGUGUCCUUGGCGUUGCGCACGCCCAGGGGAGGACGGCCUGGCUGCAGGGA
This is a messenger RNA of Sorex fumeus (smoky shrew), 3862 nucleotides long. It is a transcript of the gene PCDH12, whose product is annotated as protocadherin 12. Gene Ontology annotation, biological process: homophilic cell-cell adhesion. The transcript is spliced from 4 exons. The record is from RefSeq and is a predicted model, not a curated record. Gene Ontology annotation, cellular component: plasma membrane. Gene Ontology annotation, molecular function: calcium ion binding. NCBI's taxonomy places the organism in Eukaryota, Metazoa, Chordata, Mammalia, Eulipotyphla, Soricidae. Bases 1 to 3621 code for a protein of 1206 amino acids.